CAAAGGUUUCAAAUGGCACUGAUCCACCACAACCCCUCUUACAAGCUUCUACAUCAAGCUCCCUCACCCACAUUAAUCCAUCACACACCACACUAUGCUUCAGAUUCUGCUUCUGCUUCUGCUUCUGCUUUACCCAUCAUUCUCCUCACCAUCUUUUUCACUGCUAUCACACUCAUCACCUACUUAACUCUUGUCGCCAAAUGCUGCUCAAACUGGCAUCCAUUCAGAUGGAUCUUAACCCUACGAGCUCCACAGCAUGAGGUUCAAGACCCCUUCAUUGCACUCUCUCCCAUCAUGUGGAACCAUGGACUCGAUGAAUCUUCCAUCAGAGAAAUUCCAACAUUUCAAUUCACUAAAGGAGAGGUUGAGAACAUUAAUCAAAGUGUCUGUGGCUGUGUGGUUUGUUUGAAUGAGUUUCAAGAACAUGACAUGCUAAAAGUUUUGCCAAAAUGCAAACACGCCUUUCACUUGCAUUGCAUUGAUGUUUGGCUUCAAACCAAUGCUAAAUGCCCUCUUUGUAGAUCAACCAUUGUUUCAGGCAACAAACACUGUCCACAGGAUCAUGUCAUAGCAGCUCCUAGCUCUUCUCCUCAGGAUUCUCAACUGCUCUCUUGCAUGGACAGUAAUGAAGAUUUUGUGGUCAUUGAACUUGGGGGAGAACAUGGGACAACACUGCCUCGGAUGCACCAAGAAAAAAGUGGCUCAAGGGAAAGAAUAGGAGAGAGAAGAAGUCACUAUACAAGAAAGUGUCACCAUUCUUCCAUCAUGGGAGAUGAGUGUAUUGAUGUUAGGAAGAAAGAUGAGCAGUUUUCUGUUCAGCCUAUUCGAAGAUCUUUCUCCAUGGAUUCAGCAAAUGAUAGGCAAGUUUACUUGGAUUUUCAAUCCAUAAUACACCAGAAUAAUAGGUCUUAGAAUGUGAGUUUCAAAACCGUAGUUCUUUUAGGAGGAUGAGGUUUAAUAUGUAUUUUUUUUUUUCCUUUAAUGAACUUCCCUCCCUUGUUCUCUUUGUAGUUUUGUUGGUGACAUCUUUAAAUUUGAGUAUGCACAGUGAGGACUGACACUAUAUAGAGUGAGUUUGACACUCU
Cajanus cajan (pigeon pea) is the source of this 1085-nucleotide messenger RNA. RefSeq names its product RING-H2 finger protein ATL16. Gene Ontology annotation, biological process: protein ubiquitination. Gene Ontology annotation, molecular function: transferase activity. The record is from RefSeq and is a predicted model, not a curated record. Lineage: Eukaryota; Viridiplantae; Streptophyta; Magnoliopsida; Fabales; Fabaceae.